Linum trigynum is the source of this 1345-nucleotide messenger RNA. The record is from the annotation of a GenBank genome assembly. NCBI's taxonomy places the organism in Eukaryota, Viridiplantae, Streptophyta, Magnoliopsida, Malpighiales, Linaceae.
AACUGCAAACUGUGCUCAGCGCCAAAAACCCUAGCUAAUCGCUUGCUGGCUUUUCCGCUUUCCUUCUCCUUUCUGCCCCUCUCUGCUUCAUUCGAGAUCGAAAAAUGGCGACGAGCGAGCAGACAGUACUCCAGUUCGCGCCGACGGCGACUUCGGUUACUUUGUCGGCGAAGGUUCACCCGCUGGUCGUCUUCAAUAUAUGUGAUUGCUACGUGAGGCGGCCGGACCAAGCCGAGCGGGUCAUUGGCACGUUGCUGGGGUCCGUAUUGCCCGACGGCACUGUUGAUAUCCGUAACUCUUACGCCGUUCCUCACAAUGAGUCGUCCGAUCAGGUUGCAUUGGAUAUUGAUUACCAUCAUAACAUGCUGUUAUCCCAUCAAAAAGUUAAUCCAAAGGAAGUCAUUGUUGGCUGGUAUUCAACCGGUCUGGGAGUCAGUGGUGGGAGCGCACUCAUCCAUGAGUUCUACGCUAGAGAAGUUCCCAACCCUGUUCAUCUAACUGUUGACACUGGAUUCAGAAUGGGGGAGCCUGCAAUUAAAGCUUAUGUUUCAUUCAAUUUGUCCCUUGGAGACCUUCAGCUAGCUGCACAAUUUCAAGAAAUCCCGCUCGACCUUCGCAUGAUUGAAGCAGAACGGAUUGGAUUUGACAUCCUGAAGACAACAAUGGUGGACAAGCUACCGAGUGAUUUGGAGGGAAUGGAAGCCUCAAUGCAGCGGCUACUUGCACUGAUCGAUGAUGUCUACAAAUAUGUUGACAGUGUGGUGCAAGGCGAGACUGCUCCAGAUAACAUCGUAGGAAGAUUUAUAUCUGAAGUUGUUGCCUCACUUCCCAAACUGUCUCCUGCUGUAUUGGAUAAGUUAGUCAAUGACAACAUGCAGGACCAUUUGCUCUUGCUGUAUUUGUCGAGCAUAACAAGGACACAGCUCAGUAUAGCGGAGAAACUGAACACAGCUGCCCAGAUUAUCUGAAGUGCUAUUCUUAGGGUUUUUGAUUACUUUGGUUUCUGUGGACGACAGCAUUGUCAGAGUUGCGAAUCCAAAUAUAUGAAGCCGUAGCAAUUUUGAUUGCUGUUAUUAUCUCUCGUCGUUUUAAGUUUUAUCUCAAUGAUCUUGGUUCAACAGCUCUAUUCUUGCCUGAAAUAGAUUUAUGUAAACUGUAUCACGGUAUGGUGGAAGCGUAGAUCGUUGCAUUGGUGUCGAGAUUGUUGGUGUGUAUUCGUCCCUGGCUGGUCUUGAUUUCUGGGUUCCUCGAGUCCUAAUUUUCACUUCUUUGAACAGCCCGAGAGUCCUAAACUUGGUAAUAGUUCAUAUAUUCAUCGUUCUUCUAACAAAAGAUGAUAUAGGUU